Molecule: messenger RNA, 294 nt
Organism: Cooperia oncophora
Lineage: Eukaryota; Metazoa; Nematoda; Chromadorea; Rhabditida; Trichostrongylidae
Source: the annotation of a GenBank genome assembly
AUGUGCACGACAUCGGCGGCGCUCAUGACCGUGCAGUCCAAGUUUCUAGGGAUAGCUUUGGAUCCCCAGAAACGGAAAAAUGUGAUAAUCGCCGUUUGUCUUGGUGCGACUAGUGCCGCCUUCAUCAGCUAUUUCGCUAGUAAAAAAGAUGCUCGACAGUGCUCCCAGUUGUUGACGUCAUGUUCGGAAAAGAAAAGAAAGCGGCGAGCUUUCGACCCCAAAUUCCUUCAACAAUUACUCAUGCUACUCAAAAUCAUGGUGCCUGGAGUUAUCAGCAAGGAAGCUGGAGUGAUC